Molecule: messenger RNA, 1833 nt
Organism: Ostrinia furnacalis (Asian corn borer)
Lineage: Eukaryota; Metazoa; Arthropoda; Insecta; Lepidoptera; Crambidae
Gene: Cox10
Product: Cytochrome c oxidase assembly factor 10
Exons: 9
Coding region: 175-1419 (414 amino acids)
Biological process (GO): heme A biosynthetic process
Cellular component (GO): membrane; mitochondrion
Molecular function (GO): protoheme IX farnesyltransferase activity
Source: RefSeq, a predicted model, not a curated record
AGUAAAACGUCACUUGUGAAGACGUCUUUCAGACGGGGUUAUCUGAAAAAUAACCUCUCAAUAUUUGAAUUAUCCUGUUUAUUGCAUUUUUUUAUAGUGGUGUGAUAUUAUUCGACCUUUAUAUUUAUUUAUAUUAAGUUAAAUUUCAUAGGAUGAUGACUUAAAGAUACCACUAUGUCUUACAUCAAAGUGCUUCAAUGCACAUUUUGCCUCAAACAUGGUGCUAUGGGCAUGUCCACCAGAUCUGUGCUGCUAAAAAUAGGGAAUGGAACCCUUACCCAGCAGCUUGCACGAAUAUCAACCACAAGUUGUUGGAAAAGUCAGUUGCCUGUCACCACCCUUAGCCAGACGCCCACCAGCACUAAAAAAGGCAAAAAUGUGCCACAGGAUAACCGGGUGUGGAAGGAAACCCCGUCCCUGGACAGAAAGAACAAUUUGGGACAGUAUUGUAUGAUGCUGUCCAAAUUUCGGUUGACUUCUCUCGUGGUAAUGACGUCCAUGGCCGGUUAUGCGCUGGCUCCGGCUCCCUUCGAGCUGACGACAUUCUUGCUGACCGCCGCGGGAACUGGCCUGGUAUCCGCCGCCGCCAACUCCAUCAACCAAUACCACGAAGUGCCCUUCGACGCGCAAAUGUCGCGCACUAAGAACCGCGUGCUUGUGAAAGGAUUGCUAGAGCCAUCGCAUGCAAUCGGCUUCGCGGCCGCGACCAGUGCGACAGGCCUCGGACUAUUGUACUUUGGCGUGAACCCGCUGACGGCUGCAUUAGGGGCUGGAAACCUUAUCCUCUAUACUUCAGUUUAUACUCCUAUGAAGAGGAUGUCGAUUCUGAACACAUGGUUGGGCUCUGUAGUGGGCGCGAUCCCGCCCCUGAUGGGCUGGGCGGGGUGCGCGGGCGGGCUGGACGCGGGCGCGGCGGUGCUGGGCGGGCUGCUGUACUCGUGGCAGUUCCCGCACUUCAACGCGCUGUCCUGGAACCUGCGGCCCGACUACUCGCGCGCCGGGUACCGGAUGAUGGCGGUCACUGACCCUGCUUUAUGCAGAAGAGUGGCGCUCAGACACACUGGGAUCAUCACAGGAAUCUGUCUCGCGUCGCCGUACCUUGAAGUGACGAACAAGUGGUUUGCGCUCGAAUCGCUCCCGUUAAAUAUUUAUUUUAUGUACUUAGCAUGGGAAUUCUACAAGAAAUCAGACAGUGGGAGUUCCAGAAAGCUAUUUAGAUUCUCUCUAAUACACUUGCCCGCGCUUAUGUUACUUAUGCUAGUCAAUAAGAAGUAUUUGAGCUCGAGCGAUACGCAGGAGCAAAAGGAUCCGUCGAAGGCGCUGGACGUCAGUAAGCUGCCGGAAUCCAAGAGGAUAUCAGUAUUGCCGCGAGGACCUGUAGUCGCCGCUCAGGAGACAGAGCAAUCAACAGAAAACUGAUAGCUUUUAACAAUCUACGUGGACGUAGAUAUAGUAUUUUUGUUGUAAAUAAUGUACAAUUUAAUUAUGUGAUUCAAUUAGAUUGUGAUGUAAGUUAUCAAUCAGUUAACCGCGAGAUUUUUUGUUAUAUCCACAGGACAAAGAAACUUUUUUUUGUACUUAGUAUUGUAGUUCUAUGGGAUAGAAUUACGUUUUAUUUGAUAUUUUUAUUGCUCUCCAUUUGAUUUCGGUACACUGCUGUAAUACUUAUGCAUUCCUGCAUAGAAUAAUUAGUUUUUAUUGCUUGUAUCUUUUACUCUUCUUUGUUUUGUGGACAUAAAGGCGUAUUCAGUUGUUAUAUUGCUAACUUUGUUGAAUGAGUAGUUCCUUUAACUUAUUAUGACACAGGAAUAAAUGAAAUUUCCAAAUAAUAAA